Messenger RNA from Nymphalis io (European peacock), 1041 nucleotides. Its product is annotated as malate dehydrogenase-like. Gene Ontology annotation, biological process: carboxylic acid metabolic process. The transcript has a single exon. The record is from RefSeq and is a predicted model, not a curated record. NCBI's taxonomy places the organism in Eukaryota, Metazoa, Arthropoda, Insecta, Lepidoptera, Nymphalidae. Gene Ontology annotation, cellular component: cytoplasm. Bases 1 to 1041 code for a protein of 346 amino acids. Gene Ontology annotation, molecular function: L-malate dehydrogenase (NAD+) activity.
AUGAUUAGUCACAAAUUAUUAUCUCACACGUUGUUUUCAAAAUGUCUUAAAGGCACACAAAUUGUGCAGUAUAAAUAUAUUCAAGUGUCUGUAAUUGGUGCUGCGAGUGAGAUAGGAAAAAAUGUAGCGCUGCUGCUGAAACUAAACCAUCUUAUAAGAAGACUGCAAAUAUACGAUGAUGACAAUACAGUACAUGGCAUUUGUUUGGAAUUAGCACGAAUACCCGGUGGACCCACGGUUACUUCGUUUUCUGGAGAUAUUUUUUUACCAGCUGCUGUUCGGUACUCACGCCUUGUUUUAAUGGUAUCUAGAGUACCACGUAAACUUGGAUAUACACGUGAACAAAUGUUAGAGUAUAAUGCACUACCUGUUCAAAAAAUUUGCCGAACCUUACCUGAACAUAACCCUGACGCAUUUUUUGCAAUUUCGUCUAAUCCUAUUAAUUCUAUAAUUUCUUUUGCUAGUGCACUCUUAAAUAAUUAUAGAGCUUACAAUAAGUAUAAAUUAUUUGGUAUUACUACCAUAGAUACGGUUAGAACCAGAGCUUUACUGGGUAAUGCUUUAAGGGUAAAUCCUCGUCAUUUACAUGUUCCUGUCAUUGGUGGUCACUCCGAUAAUACAAUUGUGCCAUUGUUUUCCAAUAUAUUACCAAGUCAUUACUCCAUCACACAAAGCCAAGCUGAAACAUUAACGCGUCUAGUAAGAAAGUCUGGGAAUGACGUUUUAAAUCUUAAAGUAGGUGUUGAUGCAGCUACUCACGCUAUGGCAUGGUCAAUUAAUGAAUUCACUGAACAUUUGUUGGAGGCUCUAUGUGGAGGUUACACGAUAGUAAAUAGCUAUACAGUUAAUCCUCAUUUCGGCACUAAAUUUUUCUCAGGUCCUAACAAAGUAGGUCCGUCUGGUAUCAUUGAAACUUGCAGGAGUUUUGUUAUGAGUGAAUAUGAACGCAAUCUUUUGGAUCAAGCUGUUCCUUUAAUAAAUCGCGAAAUCGCCCAAGGCGAAGAUUAUAUUCAAGAGAUAGAAUCGCGUAAACAUUUUUAA